UAUGGCGCCAAAUCAAUCAAACCGCCGCCUCCAAACAGAAGCCAAACCCCGCGAAAGGAAACCCUCCAAGCUGGAGUCGCCGCCGCGAGAAGCAGCCAGCGACAAGCGGCCGAGGGCGAUGGCGAUGGCCGGCGCCACCCUCCUGCACGCCAUGGCGGAGCUCAUGACCACCUGCACGCGGCGGCUGCAGCGCGCGGCGAGGCGGGUCGCCACCGCCGCCGCCGCAGCCGCCGGGAAGCAGGGGCUGUCGUCUUGUCCGCCGAUCACGUCCCGCGCGGUGGUGCCGUGGAGGAAGGCGUUCUCGCUGCCCGCCGCGGCGACCAAGGGGAAGGCGGCGCGUUCCGGCGGGGGCGGGGGCGGGGCGGAGGAUACGGGCGGGCUGUGGCGGAAGGAGAUCCUGAUGGGGGAGCGGUGCCAGCCGCUGGACUUCUCCGGGGUGAUCUACUACGACGCAGACGGCCGCCGCCUCGCGCACCCGCCGCCGCCGCGCUCCCCGAUGCGCAGCCCGCUCCCGGUCUCCGCCAAGCUCGCCGCCAACGCCGGCAGCGCGUACUAGCCCGACGCGGCGGCGGCGCCACGAGCUUGCAAGCUUGCUUGCCUCGCUCCCCGGGAUGCUUGAGCCGAUCGAGCGCGGCGGCGGCCGGCGGUGAAGCUUUGCUCGGGCUGCUCUGUUCUUGUGUUCUCGUGUCGUGUGGGUGGGAGGCAGAGUGUGUGCUCGUGUGUGUACGUGGGGCGUGUACAUGUAGCUGAUCACUAGAUUAAUUAAAUUAAUUAAUGGUGUUCUUGCUGCUGUUUCCUCUCAUCUUAAUCUCUUCUUGUUCUUCUCUAAUGGUAAUGUAAUGAUAGAUUAUGCAGGGAUCUUUAUAGAUAAUUACUAUAUUGCAAGCAUGCAAUAUUUGGCUGUGUCUGCAGUUUCUCAUUCUUUGAUCAUUAUGCUCUCCAAGUUUAUCACUUG
Messenger RNA from Oryza brachyantha (malo sina), 955 nucleotides. RefSeq lists its product as uncharacterized. Bases 2 to 556 code for a protein of 184 amino acids. NCBI's taxonomy places the organism in Eukaryota, Viridiplantae, Streptophyta, Magnoliopsida, Poales, Poaceae. The transcript has a single exon. The record is from RefSeq and is a predicted model, not a curated record.